Messenger RNA from Rotaria sordida, 4316 nucleotides. NCBI's taxonomy places the organism in Eukaryota, Metazoa, Rotifera, Eurotatoria, Philodinida, Philodinidae. The record is from the annotation of a GenBank genome assembly.
AUGACUCAUAUAGAAGAAAAAUUGUAUUUACAAAGCGUUUUUAAUGCUAUUGAUGAGGUAUAUAAAUUUAAAAGUCAUCAUCAUCAUCAACAACAAACAUUAACAUAUGAAGAACGUUUACGUGCUUCAUUCAAUAAAUUACUUCUACCUGAUUGGUACAAUCAUGAUUAUACAUCUAUUAAUGAACUACGAAAAACAAAAUCAUAUGGACAAGUACUUCAUACAAAACAAUAUGUUAAUAAUACCUCUAAUUUAUUAAUAUCAUCUUCAAAUAAUUCAACUUAUUUAUCUAAUGAUACAACACAUCGACAUCGAUUACCAAGUCAAUCACGGUCAGAACAGUUGCCAUCAAGACGUAAUUCAACAACAUUAACUAAUGAUACAAAUGGAAAUAUUAUUAUUGAUAGUCAACGUUCGACCAAUUCCCAUGAAACAUCAACAUAUGCAUCAGGAUUACAACGUGUUAUUCAAUCAUCAACAUGGUAUAAACCAAAAAUAUUUACUAAAAAUAAUAUCAAUGAUUAUUCAAUAAAACCACCAAAACCUUUACCAAGAUAUUCAAAAAUACAUCAAGAACACAUAAACUCAACGGAUUCAUCUUUUCCAUCAUCAACACCAAAGAUUAUAAUUACAGAUUCUAUUUCUAAUGAAAAUAUUCGACAUCCCAUAAAACCUCGAACAAUGUCACAAGUGUCCAUAUCAAGCAAAGAAAUCGAUGAUGAAUCUCUCCUACAAAAUAUUUCACUCGAUAUAUCAUCUGAUGGUGACAUGACAAUUGUUCAAAAAUCUACAUCGUCACGGACUGAUGACGUUUUAUCACUGACGCACACUCCUAUUAUAUCUAAUCCUCAUAUUAUUACCACUACAAAUAAUAACACAAAUCAAUCCAUGACAACAAAUAUUUCUCGAACGAAUUCAACAAAAAGUAUUUCAUCCGAUGGACAAUCUUAUCAUUCAGUGAUUUUACCAUCAUCGGAUAGAAAUCUUUUAGUCACAGAUUCAUCAUCUUAUGCUAGUGUAAAUGAUCAAUGUUUGUCAGCAACGACAUCAUCAUACUAUACAGCCGUAGAUGAUGAUAUAUCAUCAUCAUCGUCAUCACUAGCUGGCUAUGAAACACCGACACUUAAAUUAGAUAAUGAAAUAUUAUCUUCACAUAGUUCAUUAUCGGAUUUAAGUCAUACUGAAACAUUGGAACCUAAUGUUGAAGACCUCGACAUCGUCGCCAUUUCAAAAGAAGAACAAAAGCCCACCAUCAUCCCUUCAGUCAACGUUGGCAUGGAGAAUUUACCAUCAUCACAUAUUUCUACUAAUAUUUCCAAUCCAUUGCCAUCGUUAUUUAAUGAUAAUUCACCAUCAAUCGAAUCUCGUCCUACUGAAAAUAUGAAUUGGUAUGAUGAUGGUUCGAUUGAAACAUGUAUUCAUCAAACAUCACAUCAAUCUCCAUCAAUUGAAUUACGUGAAAUAGAAAAUGAUGAAAUUUUACAUGAAGUUGAUUUAAAUGGUGUUGGUGAUGAAUUUUUUUUAUUUUCACCACGUAAUACAACUGAUGAUGAACCAUCAAGUUCAGUGAGUGAUGAUAAACAUGAAAAAGAAUUUGAACAAGUGACUCAUUCAAAACAAAUGUCAAAACGUAUAUAUACAAAAGAAAAUAAAACAGAUGAAGAUGAUUCGACAGCAUUAUUCGAUGAUUUUCAUUGUUCAUCAACAGUUGAUGCAUUUGGUUUUAAAACUAAUAAUAAUAAUAAUAAUAAUAAUAAUAAUAAUAAUAAUUCAUCAAUAAUGAUAACAAAUUUAGAUGAUUUAUUAAUGGAUGAUUAUGAUGCUGAUGAUGAUGAACACAAUCAUUUAAAAGAUUCAUCAACUUAUUUAUUAAAUGCAAGUUUUCGUCGUCCUAUUCAAGAAGAUAUUUUAUAUGAAGUUGAACAUGAAAAUAGUUUUUCCGAUAAUAGUCAACAUACAACAUCAGUGAUCAUAGCUGAUGAUAACACUUCAAUCAAAAUUGAUUCAAAUUUGGACUUUCUUAUGUCAACAGAAGAACCAAUCAAAACUGAUGUCAAUCAAUCAACAUCAGAAGAAAAAAUUUUACAAUCUAAUGAAAAUAAUUUUUUAUCAAAACAAAUAAUAAAUGAACAUAACACAUUACCAACUUAUAAUUUACCCAAAUUUUAUACAACAACAGAAAAAUCUUCAUCAAUUCAUAUUGAUACAUCUAAUAAUAAAAAUAUGUACAACUGGGAAUCAUCAAAUCAUCACUAUCCAAAUUUAUCCAUAUCAUCAAGUCCAUCAUCACCAUAUACAUCAAAAAUUCGUCAUCGACAUUAUUCUGUUGGUUCUUAUUAUGAUAAUAAAACAACAACAGUAACUUUAUAUCCUAAUCAUACACUUUAUUUACUUGGUAGUGCACCAGUUAGUCCAUUAAAUCGAACAUCAACAACAACUUGUGAAUCACAUUAUCAUUUACAUCAUCAUCAUAGUCCAUUAUCAUAUGGAACUAUGCCAUUAAAUACAUAUCGACGUAUAAAUCCAUAUACUGAAACUAAUACAUUAAUAUCAAAUUCUGAAUAUCAACCAUUAUCAUCAACAUCUAUUGAUAAAAAUGAACAUUAUCAAACAACAAUAAUUCAACCAAUGAAACAAACAAAUAUACCAAUUACUCAAACUGAAUCAACAACAACUGUACCUCAAUUAAUUUCUUCAUCAUCAACACAUACAAGUUCAAUAACAUUUCCACAAUAUGAAAUAUCAAAUAUUCUUCCAGAAACUACUUCAAUAUUACCUUCAUCUCAAGAUGAACAACCACUUGUACGUCCAAAAACAAGUCGAGGACGAGUACCUCUUGUACCACCAUCACCACCACCUCGUACAACAUUCAUAGAAAAAGAUAAAACACAAACUUUAAAUCUUGAAAAUGAUAGUAUAUCAACAGAUAAUGAUAAACCAACAACAAUAAAUGAUGAUUUAAAAUUUAUUCGUGGUACAAUUGAACGUGUUUUUGAACAUCAUGGUGAAUCAACAACAAGUGAAUCAAGUACAUAUUAUGAAGAUAUAUCCGAUGAUAAUAAUGAAUCUAUAUCAUUAUCAAAUAGUUCAAAAACUUUAUCAAAAAAAGAUAAUCAAUAUCCAUCAGUCGAAGCUGUACAACGUUUUUAUCAUAAUAAAACACCAUCAGAUUCUGAAAAAAAACUUUCUAAUAAACAAAUAACAAAUCUUGAUGAUACACCAAUUAGUAAUCAUUCUUCAACAUCAAAUAAAUUAUAUUCACGUUCAAAUCCAAUGAAUAAAAAAAAACCAAAUCUUUCAAAUUCAUCUGAUAAUGAACAAGCUACAUCAGAAGAAAUUGAUGAUACAUUAAAUGAUAUUGAAGAAGAUGAUUAUCCAGAUGAUAAAUUAAAACGUCGAACAAGAUAUAAUAGUUCACAUACAAGUAAUGAAAAUUCACCAUUACAUUCAUUAAAUAAUCAAACAAAAACAAAGAAAACAUCACAAGAAACACAAACACUUCAACGUAGAGAACAACCUAUUCUAACAACGAAAAGUACAUCAGGUUCACAAACAACAAUUCAAUCAUAUGAAACAGCUCGUUCAAGUAUUCCACCAGUUGAUAUCGUUACGCAAAUGGUUAUUGAACGUGAAGAUAGUAUUGAUGAUGGUCAUAUAAGUGAAAUAUCAGGUGAUAUGAUUGUAUAUUAUGAUGAUAUUGAAAUUGUUGAACAUUCAUCAAAUCUAAGUACAACUGAAUCAGAUUCAACAUCAUCAAUAAAUAAAUCUCAUCAUAAAUCAAAACCAAUUGAAUCUCUUGUAUCAUCAUCAUCACCACCACCACCACCAAUUCCAGCACGUACAUUAAAACCAAUACAUUUACUUGAUAAUCAACAACAAUUAUCAUCAACAAUAAAAAAUGAACCAAUUAAUUUAUCAUCAUCAAAAAUAAAUCGAACAUAUGAAUUAGAAAAAUCAAUAAUACGUAAAAAAUUUGAUGUUAAUACUGUUAAUACAAUGCUUAAUAGUACAGAUUAUUUUAUUGGUCCUAUUAGAACACAUCGUCUUCCAUCAGCAAGACAUUUUGUUGGUAAAAUAAAUGAUGAUGAUAUAACAUUACGUACUUCAACAAUAACAAAUACUAAUACAAUUUCUAAACCAUCAACAACAACAACAACAACAACAAUGGUUAAAUCACAAACAUUACCAUUACAAUCAAUUAAUACAAAUGAACAUUCAACAAAUAAUAUUCAAUAUACACCAAAAAAGAAUUCUUUAUCAACAUUACCUGUACGUGCUGUAUCAUCAAUUGAUACACAAGAAAAAUCUCGUUCAAU